Chinchilla lanigera (long-tailed chinchilla) is the source of this 474-nucleotide messenger RNA. RefSeq names its product regenerating islet-derived family, member 4 (gene Reg4). Lineage: Eukaryota; Metazoa; Chordata; Mammalia; Rodentia; Chinchillidae. The record is from RefSeq and is a predicted model, not a curated record. Bases 1 to 474 code for a protein of 157 amino acids. Gene Ontology annotation, molecular function: mannan binding; signaling receptor activity. The transcript has 5 exons.
AUGGCAUCCAAAGGCUUGCGACUGUUCCUUCUGCUGAGCUGGGUAGCUGGCUCAGAAGUUCUGGGUGAGAUCAUGAGACCCAGCUGUGCUGCUGGAUGGUUUUACUACAAGUCCAAUUGCUAUGGAUACUUCCGGAAGCUGAGGAACUGGUCUGAUGCUGAGCUUGAGUGUCAAUCAUAUGGAAAUGGAGCCCAUCUGGCAUCUAUCCUGAAUCUAAAGGAAGCUAGCGUCAUAUCAAAGUACAUAAGUGGCUAUCAAAGAAAUCAGCCUGUAUGGAUUGGCCUGCAUGACCCACAGAAGAGGCAGCAGUGGCAGUGGCUUGAUGGAGCUAUAUACCUGAACAGGUUCUGGAGUGACAGAUCCACCGGUGAGAACAAGCACUGUGCUGAGAUGAGCUACAGCAAAAACUUUUUAGCUUGGAACAAAAAUGACUGCAACAAGCACCAACACUUCCUGUGCAAAUAUCAACCAUAG